Molecule: messenger RNA, 630 nt
Organism: Diatraea saccharalis (sugarcane borer)
Lineage: Eukaryota; Metazoa; Arthropoda; Insecta; Lepidoptera; Crambidae
Source: the annotation of a GenBank genome assembly
AUGAAUAUGGACCGUAUCAGAGAUCGCGAUCAAGGAUACUUGAGCGACCAUCAGUCGAGCUUUGUAAGUGCGUCACGAUGCGCGUCGUGUAUCGGUGAAUCAGCGCGGGCGGCGUGGUAUCGUCACUCAGAUGGGUGGCGUGGUGCUCCACCCCCAGGUCCGCGGCGUUCUCCAUGGGACUCACUGCCAAGCUUACGUCACGAAGGCAGCCUUAAUGACUCAGGAUAUAGGAGUAACAGAGCUGACAGCUUUGAGCAGCGGUGAGUACUCACUUGAUCACUUCCUUUGGUAUUAAGCUAAGUCCUAAGCUUUCGUCAUCAGCCCUUUUUUUACGUUCCCAUUGCAGGGGCUCAGACCUUCCUUAUGGAUGGUUAAGGAAGACGGGCUAUGAUACUCCACGAUAGCCCAAUGCGGAUUGGAGGGUUUUAACGACUGUAAGUGCAGACGGGACUAACAGCAUAAGCUGCCUACCUUCCGAAGACCCCACCCAUUUCGUGACCGACCCUUACGAAAGUUGCUUGCCAAAAACAAUUGAGAAAUUGAAAUAAACGUUAUAAUUAUUUUAUUGAAUACUUCCGUAGCGGAGUAGCUCGUUGGUUUCAAAGCGUCGUCAUAUGGGACUGGGAUUAG